AUGGUCUUCGUUUUUCAAAUACAAACAAGCCUAUCUGUUGCUAUGAAUGUUUCUAGAGAUAAUCUUUUGUACGUGCCUCUCAACAUCGAGUCUUCAGAUCUGCCGGACACUGGUUUGAACAGCGAUCGUCAUUUUCAAUUGCACAUGAGAAACUCGAUUGAUCCCAACGAUACCAUUGCAAUAAAAGUUGCAAAAUUGUUUCUCGAGGUCGAAGAAAACAAAAGAAUUCAAUUGGAUACUGGCAUUCAACAGAUCAAAGCAUUCGAAGAACAACAAGCAUUUCAAAAAUUAAAAGAAUUAGAAAAACAAAAAGAAGAACAUCAAGAACAAACAAGAUUGGCCAAAGAACACGAAAAAUUAAUCGAAAAGAAAAUUCUCGAUAAACGCGAAGAAUUAAAAAGAAAAUAUGGCUCAAAAUGA
Adineta ricciae is the source of this 420-nucleotide messenger RNA. The record is from the annotation of a GenBank genome assembly. NCBI's taxonomy places the organism in Eukaryota, Metazoa, Rotifera, Eurotatoria, Adinetida, Adinetidae.